This is a messenger RNA of Colias croceus (clouded yellow), 7096 nucleotides long. RefSeq names its product insulin receptor substrate 2 (gene chico). Gene Ontology annotation, cellular component: plasma membrane; cytosol. Gene Ontology annotation, molecular function: phosphatidylinositol 3-kinase binding; insulin receptor binding. The transcript has 14 exons. Lineage: Eukaryota; Metazoa; Arthropoda; Insecta; Lepidoptera; Pieridae. Gene Ontology annotation, biological process: insulin receptor signaling pathway. The record is from RefSeq and is a predicted model, not a curated record. Bases 618 to 3206 code for a protein of 862 amino acids.
CGCAAUAGCGACGAACCAAUAAAAAACGACGCGCAAAUACAAGAGCUUUGUAAAUCAAGUGCAAAACAUUCAUCCAUUUUUGUGUAAUUUGAUUCUAGUAUUUACCAAGUUCGGACGGAUUGUGUUUGUGCUGUAAAGCUCAUAAAAGUGAUUGUUUUGAUUUCGUUCCAAGGCAUGACUACGGCGUGACUUCCAUGCCCUGCGUACCAACGGAAGGGCGUGCAGAUUACGUUUACUAUGAAUGGUUUUAUCUCUUUCUAAACUCGAGUAUCUGUGAAUGACCGAGUGUAAUAGCGAGCGUACCAAAUUAUGGAUUGAAAAGUGUUUGUUGUUUGUAUUUUGAUAUUUGCACCGCAUUGCUGCGAAGUAAUUGCCGUUAUCUCAUUCGGAGAUCGCUGUAGUUGAAAAUAAGCAGUCAUAUGGCGCCAGUUGGACUAGACCGAACACGGAUUAGUUACGCUGUUCGAUUUGUCGAGCGCUUUACUAUUUACGCACUAUUGAAAAGAGAUAGUACGUAUUUUUAGUCGCGUCGACUACGACUAGUGACUUUCAUCAGUGUUCGUAAACAACUUCAAGGUUAUUCGUCAUCGUGCCAGUGCUGAUGCGGAGGUGCUGACAUGGCUGCGAUAUCGGAAGGUGGCGCCAUAGUGCGUCAGGGCCACCUUCGAAAGUUGAAGACGAUGAAGAAAAAAUAUUUCGUGCUGCGUGCAGAAACAGCGGACAGUUCAGCCAGGCUGGAGUAUUACGAGUCCGAGAAGAAGUUUCGUUCCGGCGCGCCACCACGCCGCGUGCUGCCCUUGAAGAGUUGCUACAACAUAACCAGACGACUGGACUUGAAACAGAAGCAUGUGAUUGCAUUGUUUACCCGAGAGGAACAGUUGUGUAUAGUAGCGGAGAACGAGCAGGAUCUACACAGCUGGUUAGCCGCAAUCCUUAAGCUGUUUCGCAAUGAUGAUGCCAGUGAAGAACUAUUACACCCAAUCCAGCACGUGUGGCAAGUAAACGUGCAGAAGAAAGGUUUGGGUGCGUCCAAAAACAUUCAGGGGCUUUACAACCUCUGUCUCACCGACAAGACGCUGACACUGGUCAAGAUCAAGAGCCAGAACAACAUCAUCAGCGACCUGGGCAUUCCCGAGAGGGUGGAGUACUCGCUGAAGAAUAUCAGGAGGUGCGGUGAUUCAGAGUGCUUCUUCUACAUGGAGGUGGGUCGGCAGACCGCCACCGGAGCUGGAGAACUGUGGAUGCACUCAGAUGACUCCAACAUUGCGCAGAGCAUGCACUCCACUAUAUAUCACGCUAUGAGGAACUGUGCGAAAGAGACGGAAAACGAAAAGGACCACAUUGUAGUUCCGGGAAAAAGUUCACUUUUACUAGAGGGUUCGAAUCCACUGCCCGCGAGGAGACAGACCUACUCCGAUGGCAAAAGUGGAAGAGCUGGACUAUACAAUGACAAGGGCCUGUGCGUGGGCGCGUGCAUACGGCAGUGCGUGUGCGCGUCCGCGGAACACUCCAUCGACGACUCGGCCGCGCUCGCCCCCGCGCUCGCGCUCGCCAACGCCGAAAACCAACCGCCGAAUAACACACUAACGCCCGAAAAGCAGGAGCGGCCCGCGCGGCUCAUAAAACACGCGCGCACGGCGUCGCUGCCCGCGGGCUGCUCGUACGCGGAGCCGCUGCGCAUAGUGCACGAGCGCACGCGCUCGGCGCCGCUCACGGGCGACGAGCUGGAGCGCGCCAUCCUCGAGAAGGCGCUCGCGGCGCCCGCGCGGCUCGAGCGGCCCGAGCGGCCCGAGCGCCCCGAGCGGCCCGAGCGGCCCGACAAGCGCGGCCCCUGGAGCCGCCGCGCCAGCACGGGCGCGCGCCUCGCCAAGCUCUCGCCCGCGCAUACCAAGAACGUGAGCACGCUGCGCAACCGCUGCGAGACGAUGCCGUCGCGCGCCUGCUCGUCCUUCGAGUCGGAUAGAGCGCCGCCAAGGCACGCUGAUGUUGUUGACGGAUUGGCUUCAUCACGAGACGACAUCGACUCAUUAUCAGAAUGGUACAGAACACCGCGAAUACCUGAAGAACCAGACUGUUGUGACAUUUUGCCAAGAGACUUUAUGAGCAUGCGCACGGGCUCGGUGGCGCACUCGCGCACGUCGUCGCUGGGCGUGGAGGAGGGCGGGGCGGAGGGCGCGGACGGCUACCUGCCCAUGGCGCCCGCCCACCCCUCCUCCUCCUCUUCCGUCUGCAGCGGCACGCCCUCCACUGACCCGCGCUUCAGCGAGUACCAACUGGAGCCGGCCACCUCCCACAUAGCGGAGGAGCGGUCGACCCGCGCAUACAGCGUGGGGUCGCGGCCGGCGCGCGAGCGGUGCGAGCCGGCGCGGCUGCGCGCGUACAGUGCGGGCGCGCGCCGCCGCCCCGCGCUGCACCCCCACCCCCACCCCCACCCCCACCCCCACCCGCCGCACCCGCACAGGGCAUCCACUGAUGAUUUGAUGGAAAUCGACUUCUCGGCCAACUCGCCUCAGCCCAAGGUGAUAGUAGCGCGCACGCCGCCCGCCGCGGGCUUCUCCGAGACACCUAAAUCGAAACCAAACAUUGACGAAUACGUAGACAUGUCACCGCGCAACGCGGGCUACGUGGAGAUGCGGCCUGGAGAACCGCCCUCCCCCGCACCCCUCGCCUCCACCCCCGCAACCCCCGCGCCUGAUGGUUAUGUGGAGAUGAGCUACGGGAGGAAUAAUAGAGUUCCCACCAGGCCGAUAGCCAUUGCGAACCCGCGCCCACCGCCUGCUGUGUCAUCGUCGCCUGAAAUCCGUCGAAUACGCGAACCUCGUACCCCCCACGGGUCACAAACGAUCUUCCCAUUCUCGCCCGACUCCCCCGCAUCUCCCCCCGAGCUGGACGACAGCCACGCGCUCAGCACCGUGCGCGAGAUCUCGGAGGAGGGGAGGAAGAGCCCCGAGAGGGAACCGGCCCGGUGCGAGGUGUCCUCCUCGCCGCAGUACGUGACGCUGGCGAGGCCGGACAACUUGAACAACAAUAAGACUGCCAGACUUGACGAGCACAGGGGUGAGCUGUUUUUAUGUUCUAUUGCGGGCCGGCUGCACUACGCCGCGCUGGACCUGGAGCCGCGCACGCCGCCCGCCGCGCUGCCGCACCGCCUCUACACGCAGAUCGACUUCCGCCGCAGCGAGAAGUUCGCCGCCGACGCGCUCUAGCCAGAUAUAGCCAGUGCUAGAGAAUUAAAAGUACGAAGCACGCACGCUACCGCCCACCGGACGCUUCCCGCUCGCCGCGUGUGUACCGCAGUUAUACCGCGAGUGUACACGGUAUACACCGGGUAUACACCGCGUAUACCAGUAUACAAGAGUGAGUGACGCUAAUGUACAAAGUUUCGGGCUUGCAGGACGCGACGGCGAACUAUCGAGCGUUCAUUCGAUUUGUGACACGGGAAAGUUUCAGAAACUGUCAUGUCAGUUACAAUUACAUUUAUCCCAGUUUGACUGUCGAGUCAAUACCGUAUUUUUGUUCACUGUCAUCGCCGCAUAUCGUCUGAUUAAAUAAGGCUGUUCGAAUAGCUCAACGUGAGAAAAACUAUAGCUUACUUUCCUAUGUUAUGAAUUAAAUUGUAUAAUAUGUAUAAUCGAUGCGGUUCAUGUCCCAUAUAUAAUUAUACGAGUAAGUUGUGCAUCACAAUGAUUGUGACGUCGAGAUAUUUUCAUAGGCUAUUGUGAGACAAUAGUUUGUACUGCCAAUGUGUGACAGAAUCCGUGGCUUGAGCGGUCUUUGAUAUUAUUAAAAUAUAUAUUAUUAAUAUUAUAUACAAAACGAAAUUUUGUUCGACACGACGUCAAUGAUUUUUGUUUACUUACUGCAAACAUUUCUUUUUUUUUAAUCCCGCUUCUGUUGAUCGUUACUGUUUAUUUUCUGUUUUCUAUUGUACUGUUAAGUUUCUUUUGUCAGGUUACGUACUUUCGUAUUCAUAAGCAAUAUUAAAAAAAUCUAUGUAUUUGUUGAAUCUUAUUGAAAAAAUAUUUGAUUGAAAAGCAACUCUAUGCUCUUGUAAAUAGAGAUCAUACAAAUUAACCGUUUACCGAUUUACUAUUUUAUGAAAUAUUUGACGAAUAUAAUGUUAAAGCAAAUUAAAAUAAUUAGCAAAGAGUAGAUCAAUGAAAUGUUUUUUAAUAAAAUCGACUUUAGGUAUAUAUGAAUACGGUGUUAAAUUUGUUGACAUGGUUAUCCCGUUACACCCACGUCGCUUGCUUCCGACGUAGCGAUACGUUGUUAUAAAUAAAUAAAUAUACACUUGUAUUAUACUCGUAGCAAGGAAAGGGAGACAAAAUCAUGCCAUCUCUCUCUAAGCACAGAUUAUACACGGGACGGCAUCAUUUUGAACUAUAUUUAUCUCGAUUUACAUGUUGUACGUCGCGUUUGUUAUAUAUUUGUAAAAAGAUUAUUAUAUACUAAAUUCACCCGUAUUUGCUUUCAUGGUGUUUAUACAAUUUAGCUACUUCUAUAUAAUAUGUAUUUAUUCUUCGAUUUUAUAUCAAAAAUAUUCUUAGUGGGGAUCGUUUUCUCUUAGCCAAUAACGCGCUUCCAAGAUGUAGGAUUUUUAUUAAAUAAUAAUAAUAAAAUUAGUAAAAAAAAAAUAUUUUUCGUAAUACAUAGUAUAGCUCGGCCAGAAUCGAAGGUGUGUUAGAAUAAUUCCGUCUUAAACAAAUUUUAGACGAUUCGAUCUGUUUGAAAUAGAAAAAAUAUAUUGAUUAAUAGUUUAAAUACGCAUGACGUGUAUAGUCGUCGUUAAAAAUAUGACAAAAUUAAUGAAUAAUCGAAUAUAAACAAUAAAAUAAUAAGAUAUCGUCGGAGAUUCUGGUCGAUCUAUAAAAAUUCUCAUUUUCAAUAUUUUUGAUAUGAAAUUUUUAAAUGUUGUAUCGCUGAUAAAAAUUAGCUCGGUUCAAAUAUUGGUGAGGGUUGUUACAAUAUUCAAAAUAUAAAUAUAAAAAUUACAUUAUAUAGUAAAUAAAUAAAAAAUAAAUAAAAAAAAAUAUUGACUGCAAGAUACAAUAUGACGUUCAAGAAUUGAAUAAAAUAAAAUACGGAACAGAGAUUAUAUGAAAUAUUAUUUAUACGGUUCAAAUUAAUAUCCCAGUGAAACGCAACACAAAUAAAUUACAAACACGUUCAAAUUGAGAAAAAUAAGUAUUAAUUUCCCUAUAUAUAUGUAUAACAAAUUGUAAAAGUAUUGUAUGUUGCAGUCAGCAAAGCCGCGGUUGUGAGUGAGGCCUAAAUAAGUACCCACAGUUACGCCCCUACUACCUAUUGUGUUCGAGUUAGGGUACACUGCAAUACCAUUCACUUCUACAGUUCACUGCUAUUCAUUUAUAUUCGAAAUCUAUCAAAAAUAUACAGAUUUUCCCCAAAAAAUUAUUUAACAAUGAAAUAUUUUAAAUUUUACUGAACUGAAGUUAGGUUUCAUAUAAAUGAAAGCAGUCCACUAACCAAUAAAAUCCUGAGCUUGCCCUUUAUAUUAAAACGUAGGCGUUUAAGGCAUUAGCGAUUUAAUCUUACCUCAAAGAUUUCUCGUACCACCUUGAUUCAAUUUUAUAUAAUUUAAUUUGUGUAUAAUUUGUGUGUACGUUAUAUUUUACCACGAUUAAGUUCGAAGUUCCUUUGCGAGCGUAUGACGCGAGUUAUUUUAUUGUAUACGUUUAGUAUUUUAAUUAUUUUUUUUUUUAAUUACUAAACAUUAUUUUGGUUAUUCGCUUAUCAAAAUAAAAACGAAUGAAGGAAAUACAAUUGUUUCCUAUUUUGAGCUUUAUUCAUUUAAUUUAAUUCUAAUUUUGCAAUUAAUUUUAAAUGUUUUUGGGUUAGACCCGAUAGUUCGAAUGUGAUUUGAACGAUAAUUUUUCUUUAUUUAGGAGGGUCGUCACGAGCGAAUCGAUCGCUGUUUCACAGACAUCGCUGUUUCUUGUGUAGUAUUUUAUACUAAUUAGAGAAAUGCCUUGUUUCAAGCCAAUACAUAUUACAAAAUAUUUAAUUAUACUUACUCUUUAGUCUUUACCUUUUGCAAAUUUGCCAUGGUUUCAUGGAAUGCUCAAAGUAAUGGUAGAGCUGAAAGCUACUAUUAAUUUUGGGCGCAGAAGACUAAUAAUUCGGGAAAUCAAAAGUUUCCGGCUCGAAGGACCAGAACAAAAGUUACUAAGUACCCUCACUAAUCUGUAUGGGUUAGUAAAGUAACAAAAUUUUAUAAAAUGGCGGUCGAUUCGCUCGCAGACAACCCGCAUAUAAAGAACAGGCUCAGGUAUACGAUAGUUUACGUAAUUAUGUGUUCAAAGCGAGACGAAACAGAUUUCUUUUCAUAUUCAGAUGUUACAACGUAGCGUAGGACUGGUUAUGCGUUUAUUGUAAGUUGUUGAUAUUUGCAAGUUUCAUAUACAGUCUGGUGUGCUGUGAACACGGUUUUAUACUCAUUCGUAUAUAUAUUUCUCUCUUUUAUACACGUUUAAAAUUUAAAAAAUAUACCGAUUAUUCAAUAGAAAUGUUUUAUUUCAAUACUUGAUCUUUUUACAAAAUACAACAGUGCCGAAGAUUUAGAAAAGUUCAGAAUUAAAAUUUAUAUUAUACAAGCUGUUAUACACGUAUGUUAUACACGUAUGUUAUACAGCAUGCCAGACGUUAAAUAGUAAUCAAAUAUACAUAUUGAUAUAUAAAACUGACACUUAGAAUUAACUGUAAUUGAAUAGAGUAUAAAGUUUAGUGCAAAUACAUGUUUAUCCGCAUACUCGUCUGUCCGUAUCGGGCACAACUAGGUUAUACUAGAACAAUUCAUUAUUUUCAUUCAAUAAUGUGUGUUAUUUCCUUAAGAAAUAGGUAUAGUUUUAAAUAACAAGAUCGCUAGACUAUUUGCUGACUAACACGGAAUGCUGAUUGAAAUUUAAACUUUCAUAUAAACAACAUAAGAUCCUUUAUAGAUAAUUAAUUUCCUCCUCUAAAGAAAUUUGGGCAAGAACCAAAUUGUAAACCAUACAAGGAAAAAUAAAAAAAAAACUUAUAUUUUAGCCGUUGGCGUCUUGUUAUUUCACACUACACUUUAAAAUUUUACUUAAAA